CUGGGUGUUGUUUUCCAAAGCGCGUUUCCUGAAAAUGUAAACAAAGUUUUCACACAGUCGUGCCAAGUCUUCAAGCAUUUUUCGGGUUUAUAGUGAAAUUUCCGUAAAUAUUCCAAUAAACCAGUGCGCUAAAUCUUGCAAAAGAUGAAGACCGAAAGUGAGCCGCAGCAGGACACAGCCGAGCUGUGUCGGACGUGCAUGCAGCACAAGUUUCCGGCAUCGAUGCUGCCCAUCGGUACCGAUCUGGAGGAAGGCGCUCCGAUUGCUGGUGUUAUCGGGGAAUUGACCGCCGUUCAGGUGCAAGAGCGAGAUGGCUUACCGGAGAAGGUAUGUGUGGAUUGUGUAGAAGAGAUGAGGAACUUUGUUGGGUUUAUCCGCAAGGUUCGGACAUCCGAUCGGAAAUUGCGUCGGAUGUGCAAAGGAGAAAGCGCUGCUCCUGAGGUUGUUGCAGUUAAGGUGGAAAGUGAACCUUGGAAUUGCAAGGAGGAAAUGGUGGUGCAUGAGGACUUGGCCGAGGAAGUUCUCGAAGAGGUCGUUGUAGAGGAAGAAUAUCUGGAAGACGAUGUUGACUGGAAGUUGGGGGAAGAGCCCACUAAUCAGAGCAACACAACGGCCGGAAAUAGUUCUGAAAUAGAGUUUGUAGGCUUUGACGAUGCGGAGGCGAAUCCUCCUGUCGCUGUUUCAGAUUUGACAACUCGUAAGCAAAAACGGAAACGGCUGUACCAUAGGUAUAACAAAAAUCCGACGGAUUACACUGUUCUGGACGAGGUGGAACAGCAAAUAUUCAUAACGAUUGAACGGGGGCCGAACGAUCUGCUUUGCUGUGCAUGUUAUAAAAUUUUCGAGGAUGACGAAGAGUUCAAGGACCACUGUGAGGAACAUCGCAAAAAAGCCAGAUUGAAUGUUUUAAGGCCGAACGUUUGUGAAAUUUGCUCUAAGAGAUACACGACUGCUCAAGGAUUGACACUGCAUAUGAUUCAAUCACAACAAGCCAACAACGUUUACGAAUGCAUUAGAUGCAAGUCACGGUUUUUGAACUCUAAAACGCGGCGACAUCACGCCCAUAACCAUCCCCAGAAGGAGGUCAUUCAAUCGGCCGUGAUUGCACCUAUCCGGAUUCAGCCGAACCAUCGCAAAGGAAGGAUUUGUUGUGCUCAAGGUUGCGCGGAAUCGUUUGCCACCGAUGAAGAGCUCAUCGAACACGCCCAUGAAGCACAUCGACUUAACAAGAUGGCUUCAACCCUGCCGGAGUACCAGAACCGACCGUUCGAGUGUCCGGUAUGCUACAAGCGAUUCUUCGAUCAGGCUGGGUUGAUUUCCCACCAAAAGCGGAAGUACAAGAACCCGAUCCGUCAGUGUUCCAUCUGCGGAGCAAAAGUCCCGGGGGCAGCAGCUCUGGCUGCUCACGAACGGAUGCACACCGGAAUCAGACCGUUCCCGUGCGGUUCCUGCCACAAGUCCUUCGCCAGUCCCGCCCUGCUCAGAGCGCAUUCCUUGGUCCAUCAAAAGGAAAAGUCCUUCAUGUGUUCGACUUGUGGCAAGGGCUUCAAUCGGAAGGCCACCCUGCAGAAGCACGAGCUGAUCCAUGCCAACUUGUCGGUAUUUGAUUGCGACGUCUGCGGGAAACCGUUCCGGACCAAGUCUAGACUGGACUUGCACACGAGGACCCAUUCCGGGUUUAAACCGUACCCUUGCAGGUAUUGCGAUAAGGCCUUUGCCGACCACAGUAACCGCCACCGGCACGAGAUGAGUCACACGGGCAUCAAGCCGUACAAGUGUACACAGUGUGAUAAAACCUUCAUCACGAAGCGACUUCAAGCCGAACACGAGAGAUCUAACCACGCUAUUGCCACCGUUUACACAUGCAGCAUAUGUAUGGAAUCGUACACCAAUAGGGCGUCCCUUACGAAGCACAUGGCGUUGCACGACGAUGAGGAUGCUUCAGCUGUGACUCAACUGGUAGGUUAGUUUUAGAUUUGUAAGAAUCAAUACCUAAUGCAAGACGAAUGUAACCAUUGCCAACAAAGUGGUUUUUCAUCAACCGAGUUAGAGAAAGCCAUGCGAUUACCUAAAAU
This is a messenger RNA of Aedes albopictus (Asian tiger mosquito), 2075 nucleotides long. Its product is annotated as zinc finger protein 570. Gene Ontology annotation, molecular function: DNA-binding transcription factor activity, RNA polymerase II-specific; zinc ion binding. Gene Ontology annotation, biological process: regulation of transcription by RNA polymerase II. The transcript has 3 exons. The record is from RefSeq and is a predicted model, not a curated record. Gene Ontology annotation, cellular component: nucleus. The coding region runs from base 145 to 1968 and encodes 607 amino acids. NCBI's taxonomy places the organism in Eukaryota, Metazoa, Arthropoda, Insecta, Diptera, Culicidae.